AUUAUACCAUCACCACGUUUUCUGCCGCAACGACACCCAUCUGUCUCUACCUUGCUCUUGACUACGAUAACCUCAGGACUCUUCUUGCCCGUCUCUGCUGCAGCAAGACUGAAGAAUACAACGGGAUUCACAUUACUGCGUUACCUUGCUUACCUUGUCUGCUAUGCUUGCUCCAACCCCUACCGGAGACUACGUGUCGUUUAGACCUUCAAGACGCGACGAAAGCGUGCCAAACUCUCGACACUCCGCCUUUGAAUCGCCACCACGUCUUGCAGGACAUCCAUUUGCUCAUUCUACGCCUUUGCUUACGCCUUCGCCGCUCCGGCGCCAUGCACCUCCGACCGCAGAACCGAUGGACAUGGACGACGUCUUCCAAUCCCCCCUGCGCCCUCCAUCCUACACUCACCGGCCCUAUCUAGCUCGGUCACCGCGCGUCCACUUUGAUGCACCCGCCGAGGACGACCAUCGUCACCAGCAAUCGGUAUAUCAUUCACCUUCAUUCGUCCCGCCGCCAUCCACCUCCCCCUUCGUCGUUGGUCCGAGCUUCCGGACUCCGGCUAGGGGGUCCACGCCUUCUCUAGAGACGCCGGACCGUCCCAUUCUGUCUCCGAAGCAGGUCAACACCUUGCUCUCCGCUCUUAUCGGCACGAAUACUGACCGAAAGCCGGCUUCGAGCAUGUGCGCCACGCCGCAACGCGAGCGUACUAUGACCCCUCUCUUGAUUACGUCUAGCACAAAACGUGAAGGCGAUUCUGCGUCUGUGCCCUUUGACCGCCUGGCUCCUCUCCCAGCUCCCCGGUUCACCCCUCGAUGCCAUCCCAAUAAGGCUCAGACGGAUAUGCGCUUGCGAAAACAAGAGAAAACAAUGACCAUGCUGCAGAUCUCUGACUCCCAGCGAGGAUCGGAUGUCGAUAGCGACUAUGACACUGAAUUAGAGUUUGGAGAGCCAGAAGCAAGCACACGAAGGCCGCUUCUCAGUGACAGUGAUACGUCGCGGCUUGGUGCUAAGGUGAAGGUGAAGGGCAAGAGACUGGAAUUAGUCCGCUCACCGGCUUAUGAUCUAUCGAUUCGCAAGAACGAAGACGUCGCUGAGGCUGUGUCUCCUGGGAAUCACAUCACGAAGCGACGGGCACGCGCCCGACAUGUGUCCUCAGAGUUGUUGGAGUCAGCGCAGUUUUCAUCCGCCGCAUGUGUGACUCAGGUUAAACCUGUGCUACAACACGCCCAUCACGGCCACAGCCUCAAUGCUGUCUCGCCUUCUCCCACUCAACUCCAUUCCCGUCAUUCUGCAAGCUCCCUCGACAUUUUGGUCUCUCGUUCCUCUCGUGCUCGACCGACGCCGAGUAUUCUUCCCAAGCUGGAUACACAGACGCAGCCUCCCAGGCCACGUACCUUCGAAAGAAUGGCUAGUGCGGCUACUCUUUUCUUCGGCCCAACCAUUCCGGACCCGAGGAAAUCGAAACCCGCAUCUGACACAGGCACAAACACAUCAUCCGGCCGUAAGAAAGCUGCGAGCAAACGGUUGCAUGCUCGUAACCGUCACAGCUAUGCUGGUCGAGCCUCGAACAGCACUAAGUGGAGAGAUGACUCUGAUGCAUCUUCAUCGCUGAGUUCUUCGCCGAAUCGACGCAAGCGCGAGGACGAUUCUGAGGAAGAACGCUUCUUUAACAGCUCUGACACUACCUCGUCGAGCUCUAGCAUGCGUGAGGGUAUUCCAAGUCCGAAGAAGAAACAAAAGCUCAGUGCGCCGUCUCCGCUUCUCAAGAAGUUCCGACCACGGGACUCAGGUGUCGCUUUCAAUUCGAGCGAUGAUGAUGGACAACCUGCCCGCUCAUGUAGCCGUCCCGACCUGCUGCCUAUGCCACGUGCGUCUACGUCCGUGAGCACUGUCAACUCGGAGGAAGCCCUCCCCACGCCCAGUUUCGUACCCAGUGCCACUUCAGGAUGGCCCGCUGCAGAUACUACCCUUGCGCGUUCGGACGAUGAGUCCGCAGAGGAUGUGAACGCGGUCAUUCUCCGUACUCUGAUGACGGGUUCCAGCAAUGUAGCUGAAGGGCACAAAGGACCCAAGAAGGUACCUGGGACGCCUGUCAAGAAAGUGAAGACGGCGAACAUGAUGGUGAGGCCGUGGCAGAGCGUCAUGGCGUCCAAGGUUGGACAUCUCGACUUCGACAACAAUGUGCCGAAAGGUGGAAGGGCAAAGUCGAAGCCUCGCAAGAGCAUGCCUGCGGCCUUCCCGAUUCUCGAAAAGGAGAAUCGUGCCGCCUUCAAGAUUCCGAAGUUGUCCGUAGAUUUUGAUGCUGACGAUGACGACGAGGACGUGAGUCCCAUAGCUCUUCGACGGGGCAGGUACGAGGGCUUGAGCCUUGGCCGUGGUUCACGACCUCAGUCAUCUUCAAGCCGGUCUGUAAACGACUCAAAGGGCGGCAGGAUGCACAUGCAUCUGCUAAUGCACAGGAGCAGUAGCAAUUUCUCCAGCGGCGGUGAAACGCCAAUGGCAACCCCGACCAGAUCAACUGUAAAGGAUUGGAAGCUUCUACCGCCUCGCCUGACGCUAUCCCCCGUCAAGAGACAAACACAAGUUUCAUCGCAAGAGAUUGCAACGCCUACCGCCUCGGCGGAAUCGGCUGGAUACGAUUCGCCUAGCGUUGCAGCGUCCGUCCGACACCAACGCGCUGGAGCAUCGAUGUUCCCUCAACCCACUCCAGUGCGCGCACCUUUGUUCUCCCGCCCGCACACUCAUGCACACCCGGCGCGUCUGCCCAUGUCGCAUUCCUCUCCUGUCGUCAAUUCGCGCGCCCGACUCCUGCCACCGAACGACGAAGAACAGCCAGGUCGUUUCAAACGCGACUUCGAGGAGGUGGACGAGUUGGGUACCGGAGAAUUCGGGCGAGUGAUGAAAGUGACAUACAACGAUGAAGUUGCCGCUUCCCUCGGUCAAGAGGGUCAGCUGUUCGCAGUGAAGAUAUCCAAGCGGUUCGAGGGCGCUAAGCAUCGACUCCGUCUCCGUGAAGAAGUUGACAUCCUUUCGCACUUAUCAGCACGCGGCGGGCACCCGAACGUCCUCGCGUAUAUUGACAGCUGGGAAGAGGACGAGGCGCUCUACAUCCGCACAGAGCUCUGCUCCCUCGGGAAUUUUGCACAUUUUCUGUUGGCGUAUGGACGCGCGUACCCGAAGUUGGAUGAGAGUAGAGUGUGGCGCAUCCUAACCGAACUAUCUGACGGUCUACGCUUCAUACACGACGGCGGAGUCAUUCACCUUGAUUUGAAGCCCGAGAACAUCUUCAUUACAAGCUCUGGGCGGCUGAAGAUCGGUGAUUUUGGCAUGGCGUCAAUGUGGCCACGCCCGUUGCCUCCAUCCAAUGCCGUCGGUACGACUGCUUUCGAACGGGAAGGUGAUAAGAUGUAUCUUGCACCGGAGGUCCUGCAAGGCCACUACGGAAAGGCAGCUGAUGUUUUUAGCUUGGGUAUCACCAUCCUCGAGGCAGCCACCAACAUUGUUGUUCCCGGAGAGGGCGAGGCCUGGCACAGACUACGCCAGGAGGAUUUCUCUCAAGUCGACUCGGGCCUCGUGUCCCUCAGCUUGGAGAUGCGAGGGCUGAUACGGAGUAUGCUCCGCACGGAUCCCGAUGCGCGCAUCGAGAUACGUCUUGUCGCCGCGCACCCUGUCGUGUCCCGAGCUCGGGCAGCGAUGCGGGCUGUCAGGGAAGCCGAAGGGGACGUCUUUGCUGCUAGUCCAUUGGGCGCUGGUGGACAGGGUUUCCUGAAGGAGAUCCUCCACAGAAAGCGAGGGGAUCACUGAUCCUCAGCGGCGCUUCCCGUUAGGGUGGUGUGUCUUUCGCAUGGCAUCCCGUUGUCUCCCUGUGCACUCAGGGAUACCUGCUCGUUCCGUCGCGGCUCUGUUUAUGGCCGUUGGUUUUGCGUACUCUAAGUCAGGUCCUGGCUCGCUCCUAUUGUGUACGAUUUUGGUUCCAACUUCAUCGCCCUUGAUUAUACGUAUGUAGCAACAAAGUCUUCCGUUUUCUUGUUUCAUGGAUAACAUUGACAUGUCUUGUCUUACCAACUCAUUGUCUAAUCUCUCGCAGACACAUCGGCACGCUCUAUUCAGGUCUCUGUGCAUAUAUUCACAAUCUGUACAUACUCGGGUGCUUCUUGCAUAUGUGCAAUGUACUAGAAUUCUGAUACUGCCAAGCUGUGAGCCCGGACACGCU
Laetiporus sulphureus 93-53 is the source of this 4211-nucleotide messenger RNA. RefSeq lists its product as uncharacterized. Bases 164 to 3802 code for a protein of 1212 amino acids. The transcript is spliced from 6 exons. Gene Ontology annotation, molecular function: protein kinase activity; ATP binding. The record is from RefSeq and is a predicted model, not a curated record. NCBI's taxonomy places the organism in Eukaryota, Fungi, Basidiomycota, Agaricomycetes, Polyporales, Laetiporaceae. Gene Ontology annotation, biological process: protein phosphorylation.